Messenger RNA from Harpegnathos saltator (Jerdon's jumping ant), 597 nucleotides. RefSeq names its product clumping factor A-like. The transcript is spliced from 3 exons. The record is from RefSeq and is a predicted model, not a curated record. Lineage: Eukaryota; Metazoa; Arthropoda; Insecta; Hymenoptera; Formicidae. The coding region runs from base 1 to 597 and encodes 198 amino acids.
AUGGCCACCGAGGCGUCCGGGCUGUCGAACCAGCAUUCGCUGCUGGUCGGCACCUACUGCGGCUCGGUGGCCACUCCCAGUCUGGCGCCCAGUUCCCGGAUCCUGUGUACCCACAGUACUAUUGGAAGAAAUGCCGACGAUGACGGCGACGGCAAGUGCAAUGCCGACGACGACGGCGAUAGUGACAGCGGUGCCGAUGACGACGGCGACGGCAAGUGCAAUGCCGACGACGACGGCGAUAGCGACAGCAGUGCCGACGGCGACAGCAAUAGGGACAGCGGUGCCUACGAUGACGGCGAUAGCGACAGCGGUGUCGGUGACGACGGCGACGGCAAAUGCAAUGUCGACGACGACGGCGAUAGCGACAGCGGUGCCGACGACAACGGCGACGGCAAUAGCGACAGCGGUACCGACGACGACGGCAAUAGCGACAGCGGUGCCGACGACGACUGCGACAGUGACAACGGUGCCGAUGACGAUCGCGACGGCGGUGUCAACAACGGCGACGUCGGAUAUCGUUACACUAAAUGUAUGUUAUAUUGUGUUUGCUGGGAUUUACUACUGUUGAUUGAAGAGGUUAUGUGUGCAUAUAACUAA